AUGUGUCGCGUUUGCUCUGGCAACGUUUGCGAAACACGUUCAUGUGGCCGCGGUCCGCUUUCACACCCUGUGGCCGCGGUCCGCUUUCACACCCUGUGGCCGCGGGCCGCUUUCACACCCUGUGGCGACGGUCCGCUUUCACACCCUGUGGCAACGGUCCGCUUUCACACCCUGUGGCGACGGUCCGCUUUCACACCCUGUGGCGACGGUCCGCUUUCACACCCUGUGGCGACGGUCCGCUUUCACACCCUGUGGCCGCGGUCCGCUUUCACACCCUGUGGCCGCGGGCCGCUUUCACACCCUGUGGCGACGGUCCGCUUUCACACCCUGUGGCGACGGUCCGCUUUCACACCCUGUGGCGACGGUCCGCUUUCACACCCUGUGGUGACGGUCCGCUUUCACACCCUGUGGCGACGGGCCGCUUUCACACCCUGUGGCGACGGUCCGCUUUCACACCCUGUGGCGACGGUCCGCUUUCACACCCUGUGGCCGCGGGCCGCUUUCACACCCUGUGGCGACGGUCCGCUUUCACACCCUGUGGCAACGGUCCGCUUUCACACCCUGUGGCGACGGUCCGCUUUCACACCCUGUGGCGACGGUCCGCUUUCACACCCUGUGGCGACGGUCCGCUUUCACACCCUGUGGCGACGGUCCGCUUUCACACCCUGUGGCAACGGUCCGCUUUCACACCCUGUGGCGACGGUCCGCUUUCACACCCUGUGGCAACGGUCCGCUUUCACACCCUGUGGCAACGGUCCGCUUUCACACCCUGUGGCGACGGUCCGCUUUCACACCCUGUGGCGACGGUCCGCUUUCACACCCUGUGGCCGCGGGCCGCUUUCACACCCUGUGGCAACGGUCCGCUUUCACACCCUGUGGCGACGGGCCGCUUUCACACCCUGUGGCCGCGGGCCGCUUUCACACCCUGUGGCGACGGUCCGCUUUCACACCCUGUGGCCGCGGGCCGCUUUCACACCCUGUGGCGACGGUCCGCUUUCACACCCUGUGGCAACGGUCCGCUUUCACACCCUGUGGCGACGGUCCGCUUUCACACCCUGUGGUGACGGUCCGCUUUCACACCCUGUGGCGACGGUCCGCUUUCACACCCUGUGGCGACGGUCCGCUUUCACACCCUGUGGCAACGGUCCGCUUUCACACCCUGUGGCAACGGUCCGCUUUCACACCCUGUGGCGACGGUCCGCUUUCACACCCUGUGGCGACGGUCCGCUUUCACACCCUGUGGCCGCGGGCCGCUUUCACACCCUGUGGCGACGGGCCGCUUUCACACCCUGUGGCGACGGUCCGCUUUCACACCCUGUGGCGACGGUCCGCUUUCACACCCUGUGGCGACGGUCCGCUUUCACACCCUGUGGCGACGGUCCGCUUUCACACCCUGUGGCGACGGGCCGCUUUCACACCCUGUGGCGACGGUCCGCUUUCACACCCUGUGGCGACGGUCCGCUUUCACACCCUGUGGCGACGGUCCGCUUUCACACCCUGUGGCAACGGUCCGCUUUCACACCCUGUGGCAACGGUCCGCUUUCACACCCUGUGGCGACGGUCCGCUUUCACACCCUGUGGCCGCGGGCCGCUUUUACACCCUGUGGCAACGGUCCGCUUUCACACCCUGUGGCGACGGUCCGCUUUCACACCCUGUGGCGACGGUCCGCUUUCACACCCUGUGGCAACGGUCCGCUUUCACACCCUGUGGCAACGGUCCGCUUUCACACCCUGUGGCGACGGUCCGCUUUCACACCCUGUGGCAACGGUCCGCUUUCACACCCUGUGGCGACGGUCCGCUUUCACACCCUGUGGCAACGGUCCGCUUUCACACCCUGUGGCAACGGUCCGCUUUCACACCCUGUGGCGACGGUCCGCUUUCACACCCUGUGGCGACGGUCCGCUUUCACACCCUGUGGCCGCGGGCCGCUUUUACACCCUGUGGCGACGGUCCGCUUUCACACCCUGUGGCGACGGUCCGCUUUCACACCCUGUGGCAACGGUCCGCUUUCACACCCUGUGGCAACGGUCCGCUUUCACACCCUGUGGCGACGGUCCGCUUUCACACCCUGUGGCAACGGUCCGCUUUCACACCCUGUGGCGACGGUCCGCUUUCACACCCUGUGGCGACGGUCCGCUUUCACACCCUGUGGCGACGGUCCGCUUUCACACCCUGUGGCAACGGUCCGCUUUCACACCCUGUGGCAACGGUCCGCUUUCACACCCUGUGGUGACGGUCCGCUUUCACACCCUGUGGCAACGGUCCGCUUUCACACCCUGUGGCGACGGUCCGCUUUCACACCCUGUGGCCGCGGGCCGCUUUCACACCCUGUGGCGACGGUCCGCUUUCACACCCCUGUGGCGACGGUCCGCUUUCACACCCUGUGGCGACGGUCCGCUUUCACACCCUGUGGCGACGGUCCGCUUUCACACCCUGUGGCGACGGUCCGCUUUCACACCCUGUGGCGACGGUCCGCUUUCACACCCUGUGGCAACGGUCCGCUUUCACACCCUGUGGCAACGGUCCGCUUUCACACCCUGUGGCGACGGUCCGCUUUCACACCCUGUGGCAACGGUCCGCUUUCACACCCUGUGGCGACGGUCCGCUUUCACACCCUGUGGCGACGGUCCGCUUUCACACCCUGUGGCGACGGUCCGCUUUCACACCCUGUGGCGACGGUCCGCUUUCACACCCUGUGGCAACGGUCCGCUUUCACACCCUGUGGCGACGGUCCGCUUUCACACCCUGUGGCGACGGGCCGCUUUCACACCCUGUGGCGACGGUCCGCUUUCACACCCUGUGGCGACGGUCCGCUUUCACACCCUGUGGCGACGGUCCGCUUUCACACCCUGUGGCGACGGUCCGCUUUCACACCCUGUGGCGACGGUCCGCUUUCACACCCUGUGGCCGCGGGCCGCUUUCACACCCUGUGGCGACGGUCCGCUUUCACACCCUGUGGCGACGGUCCGCUUUUACACCCUGUGGCGACGGUCCGCUUUCACACCCUGUGGCAACGGUCCGCUUUCACACCCUGUGGCGACGGUCCGCUUUCACACCCUGUGGCGACGGUCCGCUUUCACACCCUGUGGCGACGGUCCGCUUUCACACCCUGUGGCGACGGUCCGCUUUCACACCCUGUGGCGACGGUCCGCUUUCACACCCUGUGGCGACGGUCCGCUUUCACACCCUGUGGCAACGGUCCGCUUUCACACCCUGUGGCGACGGUCCGCUUUCACACCCUGUGGCGACGGUCCCGCUUUCACACCCUGUGGCCGCGGGCCGCUUUCACACCCUGUGGCGACGGGCCGCUUUCACACCCUGUGGCGACGGUCCGCUUUCACACCCUGUGGCGACGGUCCGCUUUCACACCCUGUGGCGACGGUCCGCUUUCACACCCUGUGGCGACGGUCCGCUUUCACACCCUGUGGCGACGGGCCGCUUUCACACCCUGUGGCGACGGUCCGCUUUCACACCCUGUGGCAACGGUCCGCUUUCACACCCUGUGGCGACGGUCCGCUUUCACACCCUGUGGCGACGGGCCGCUUUCACACCCUGUGGCGACGGGCCGCUUUCACACCCUGUGGUGA
This is a messenger RNA of Knipowitschia caucasica, 3588 nucleotides long. NCBI's taxonomy places the organism in Eukaryota, Metazoa, Chordata, Actinopteri, Gobiiformes, Gobiidae. The record is from the annotation of a GenBank genome assembly.